CACAACUCUACCCAUAAUCACCGACCAAGAAGGCGCGACGCACUUUCGACCUCGUAAGGUCCCACAUGCCAGAUGUGUUGUUCCUGCAUGUGCAUUGUGCAGUUUACAGUCGUUCUAAUCCUUUAAACCUUUUUUCCCCCUCCGCCCUCCGCCCUCAGCCCUCUCUAUCUCCGGAUUGGCGAGGUAGAUGGUAAGGCAUAAUAAUAUACCUACCAACCUAAGGCUACCAUAAUAACAUUGAACAUCAAUGUUAACACAGGCCUUUUUUUUUAAUUUCAUGUGAAACUUUUUUUUUUUGUUGCUGGUACCUCUUAUCGUCGCGUCCAGCUUUGUUUGAUAAAUAUUUAGUAACUCACCUACCAUCGUUUCUACUACGAAUAGUAGUUCAAUUCCUACUCGGAUUGUUCUAACUACUAUUUGGAAACAUGUCGUUCGAUGGAUCUCACACCGCAACGCUCAGCCCUACCGCUUCAAACUUUGGAUCACAGGUGCUUUCUAAUUCCAUAUCGAAUUCUAUAUCAUCAUUGGCAACUACAUCCUCUCGUCCAUCAUCAAGCAAUAUAACCAAAGCAUACCGCCAAGCCUCACAACUAUUUCUUACGCGUCGAUUACCCGAAGCCUUAUCAACAGUCCUACCUUUAAUCACUCCAUCAACUGAGACUUCGGAUGUCAAUGGAUUGACUGAACCUGCACCCAUUGCCCGAGCCUCGAGAUCUACCAGGAUCAAGGUGUGGAGCCUCUAUCUAACAAUUCUAAAUGCCGUAUUGGAGUUAGAUCCCGACGAGGGUAAAGAGGCAUUCGGGUCUCAGGAGUGGCGUACACUUUGUAAAAAGGUGCGAGAUGGCGAUGUUUGGGAAGAGGUGGUACAGUAUGGAUAUCACGGCGUCGAGGGAGAGGUUGAUUCCGAUGUCGUCAUAAAUCUAGCAACACUCCUGCUUGCACACGCAAAAACCCAAGCAGUAAAUCAAAAACGACUAGAGAACUAUCUUGCUACAUCAACUGCCCCGAACCUCGAUAUAUCUAGACAGCUGGAGGCAAAUCCGUCAUCUCGCAGGUCUCAUUCCAGGGGUGCUAGUGGUGCCGACACUCCUCGAGACCUUAAUGCUAGAGUUAAGAUCCUAGAACUCUAUACGCUACACGUCUUGCUACGCAACAAUGAGUGGGACUACGCCAGGGAAUUCAUCAGUGUUAGUGCAGUACUGGAUGAAGAGCGGAGAGACGCUUUCUUGCAAGCCCUCCAGAGUCUACAGGAUGAGCAGCAGGCGUCGGAACGGCGGGAACGUGAAGAAACACAGAGACAGGAAGAGCAGUUACAAAAGGAUAUCGAAGAGGCCAGGAGACUAAGAUCGGAAAAUGAGGCAAGAGAAAAGCGCCGAUUGGAUGAGGAGAGAGCCAAACGUGAAGCUAGCGAGAUCGACUACGGUAUUGAGCAGACUCCGAGUGCUCCCGGAUCCAAGAAAAAAUCCCGGACAGGCACUAAUGGAGCAGCUAAUGGAUCUUCAUUAUCGAGAGCUAAGUCGUCCGUAUCAAAGGGGAAGAAAGCUGCGGCACCUCCGAGUCUCGGCGCACGAGCUGCCAUGAUCAUAGCCCAUAUCCGCAAAAUCAUUGAACAACUAGGGGCUUCUCUGACAGCCAAUCCUAGGCUGCUUCUUAGAUUUGUAGCUUUUAUCAUUGGAAUCCUUGUCAUGUUUGGUAGAAGGGGCGUGCGUGAGCGGAUCCAGCGGAUCCUGGGAACAGGGUGGGAAAAGGUCAGAUCAACAGCAGGAAUGGGAGUCAAGGUCAGCUACAUCUAGCUAGCCACGUGGAUAUGAAAUUGAGGUAUCUUUGUAUAUCGUAUAGUAAUGAUUGUGAAGUAAUGAGCAGCUUGAUUUUUCGGCGGGCGCUGUAAGAGUUGGGAAUAGUUUUAAUACCAAAUAUG
Molecule: messenger RNA, 1918 nt
Organism: Hypoxylon fragiforme
Lineage: Eukaryota; Fungi; Ascomycota; Sordariomycetes; Xylariales; Hypoxylaceae
Exons: 2
Coding region: 426-1793 (455 amino acids)
Source: RefSeq, a predicted model, not a curated record